AUGGUUAAUUCCCUGAGAUUAGUAAGAUGUGUCAGCCCAUAUGGAAGUGUCAAUCCACUGCUCAUAUCAUAUGAGUUCAAACAAUCUUGGUUUGACACGUAUGAGGUGGACUACGGCGGCAAAGUUAUGAUCGGGGACAGCUCGGUCUGUAGAGUCGAAGGAACGGGUACAAUCAAGGUGAAGAUGCAUGAUAGCGUGGUUAGGUACAUACCAAAGUUGAAGAAGAAUCUCAUCUCCCUUAGUACUUUUGACAAGAAUGACUAUUCCUACAAGGCCAUGGGAGGGAAACUCAUAAUCUCAAAGGGUUGA
Messenger RNA from Prunus armeniaca (apricot), 309 nucleotides. Lineage: Eukaryota; Viridiplantae; Streptophyta; Magnoliopsida; Rosales; Rosaceae. The record is from the annotation of a GenBank genome assembly.